Molecule: messenger RNA, 1671 nt
Organism: Fonsecaea monophora
Lineage: Eukaryota; Fungi; Ascomycota; Eurotiomycetes; Chaetothyriales; Herpotrichiellaceae
Exons: 3
Coding region: 1-1671 (556 amino acids)
Molecular function (GO): heme binding; iron ion binding; monooxygenase activity
Source: RefSeq, a predicted model, not a curated record
AUGGCUUUGGAUGUUCCUAAGCCACUCCUCCUCCUGCUGGGGGCCACCAUACAGGCCAUUGUAUUCAGGUCAAUUUGGUCUCACCCAUUUUCGCAACAUAGUUUAAUGAGCAUAUUCGCUGCAUUUAUGGCGUUGGACGUCUUCGCGUUCAGCCUCCACAUCGUUUUUAUAUAUCCAAACUUCCUCAGCCCCAUUCGCCACCUUCCUACUCCAAAGGGAGCCGUUCCAAUCCUUGGUCACUUCCUCACUGGAUUGAAAGCUACCCGGGGAGAAGAGUACUUGAAGUACAGCCUGGAAACUCCGAAUGAAGGGCUCAUUCGUCUCCGAGGCCUAUUCAACUCGGACCAAAUUCUGGUGACGAGCCCCAAAGCACUGGCUGAGAUUUUGGUCAAUAAGCCUUAUGACUACCCUAAACCGGAGAGGAGUAGGGAGUUUCUACGCACGGGUCUCGGGGACGGGCUCGUCGUCGCCGAGGGCGAAUACCACAAAUUCCAGCGAAAAUACGCCACACCAAGUUUCAGCUUCCGCCACGUAAAAGACCUCUAUCCCCUAUUCUGGGACAAGGCUCUGAAGAUGACAAAAGCUAUUGAAGAUGAAAUCUUCGGGCCGCAAGGGACUGUGACAAACAUCGAAGGAAAGCUCGUUGGUAUCACAGAUAUCGAGCGAUGGGUACCACGAGCUACCCUGGACAUUAUAGGUAUCGCGGGGGUAGGUCGAGACUUCAAUACAUUGGAAAACUCUGACGAUAAAAUGGCCACACUAUACGCGACUUUGUUUACGCCCACACUGGGAACACGCAUGGUCGCUGCAUCCAUCCUGGUAUUCGGUCAUCGAUGGACGAAGGUCCUCCUGCCGUCAGCUUCUCGUACAAUUUACAAUGCAGUUAGUGCAAUACGAUCUCUUUGCGGUAACUUUGUGCGCGAGAAAAGGGAGCGCAUCAAACAAGGAGACGACGAAUCAGUCGAUGUCCUCGCAUCUCUGAUCAAAGCGGACGUCUUCUCGGACCAUGAACUGGUUGAUGAGCUUUUGACCAUCCUCGCUGCUGGCCACGAAACCACCUCGUCGACCUUUACAUGGAUCACUUACUUCCUCAGUCGUCAUCCGGACAUUCAGUCGCGACUUCGCGCAGAAGUCCAUGACGCAUUACCUAUCGGCUUUGCCCCUGGCAAAAGCCCCCAUUCCGAUGUUUGUGCAAUUCUCGAGUCUCUGCCUCUGCUGAACGGCGUCUGUCAAGAGACACUCCGCCUGUUUCCACCCGUGCCGGUUACGUUGCGUCAAAAUAAGAAAGAUAACACGCUCCUUGGCCAGCCCAUCGCUGCACACACAUUACUUACGUUGGCACCCUGGGCGACCAACAACUCUCCAGAGCUAUGGGGUCCCGAUGCCCACGAAUUCAAACCAGAGAGGUGGAUAGAUCCGGAAACCGGGAAACCAAAUCAGACCGGUGGCGCCUCGACCAAUUACGCCUUCAUGACAUUUCUGCACGGGCCCCGUAACUGCAUCGGCCAGCAGUUUGCAAGGGCCGAGUUGAGAGCGCUGUUGGCUGCCUUUAUCUGCAUGUAUGAAUGGACACGGGCCGAGCCAGAGGAGGAAGUAAUCCCUGCGAUAGUGAUCACAGUGAAGCCGAAAGACGGCUUACGUCUGAAACUAACCAAAGUUAGAGACUGGUGA